Messenger RNA from Cordyceps fumosorosea ARSEF 2679, 621 nucleotides. RefSeq names its product LRP16 family protein. Bases 1 to 621 code for a protein of 206 amino acids. The transcript has a single exon. Lineage: Eukaryota; Fungi; Ascomycota; Sordariomycetes; Hypocreales; Cordycipitaceae. The record is from RefSeq and is a predicted model, not a curated record.
AUGCCCGGCUCCGUCGUUCCCGCAGAGAAGAUCCCCUCGAUCGCCGCCCUCUGGCGCGACGCCAAGCUCCUCCCGACCUCCCUCGCCUCCGCGGUGCCCAAGUCGGCGUCCGCCAACCAACGCGCGGCGCUGUUCCGCGGCGACAUCACCACGCUGCAGGUCGACGCCAUCGUCAACGCGGCCAACUCGUCGCUGCUCGGCGGCGGCGGCGUCGACGGCGCCAUCCACCGCGCCGCCGGCCGCGAGCUCCUCCAGGAGUGCCGCGGCCUCGGCGGGUGCCCGACGGGCCAGGCGCGCAUCACCAAGGGCUACGACCUGCCAGCGCGCCACGUCAUCCACGCGGUCGGCCCCAUCUACGACUCCGACUCCGACGAGAGCGAGUGGCUCCUGCGUGGCUGCUACCGCAGCAGCCUGGAGCUCGCGGCGGUGAAUGGCCUCAAGUCGCUCGCGUUCAGCGGCAUCAGCACGGGAUUAUACGGCUACCCCAGCAUGGAGGCGGCUGUCGUGGCGUGCCGGACUGUUAGGGAGUAUCUGGAUGAGAACGAGGGCCCGCUCGAAAAGGUGGUGUUUGUCACAUUUGAAGAAAAGGAUGUGGAUGCUUAUAACGUCAUGAUCCCGUGA